GUGUUCAUUCUAUAGCUUUCUUCCCUCAAGUGUGUGUAGGUGUGUGUGUCUGUGUGUGUGAUCACAAAAUGCUCAGUACAUGUUUGCUCAGUAAUCUCUGGCUGAACCUGUCUGAUAGGUGUGGGCUGGCUGGCACUGACAUGCGCAGGUAUGAAGAGAAAUCUAACACAGUCCUGAAAGAGGAGGGUAAUUCUAGCACUUCUGUAACCAGCACUCUCUGAUUCUCAGAGGAGGGGGGAACUCACACGCACACUAACACCUGUAAAAAGGACAGUGGAAGAGGAAACAUUCAGAACAAGAAAAGGCUGCUGUGGAGGGAAAAAGACAGAGAGGAGAAUGCUUCAGCAUGUGAGAUAACCUGAAGGAGAUUCUUCGACUGCAGUUCGACCAAUGGGUCUGGGAUUCUAAUGUGGCAUUUUAGGCUCUGGGAUGUACAAGUUGUUGCUGUAUUUUUCAGCAUCACAUUAUAUAUUUGUGACCUAGCCGGAGCCAUCUCCAUUCACUCUCCCCAGAGGAGCCUCACUCGGUCAGUGCAGGAGGAUGUGUUUUUCUCAGUGGAUGUUACCUGCAAUGUGAUCCCCACCAUACAAUGGACCUUUAUGUCAGGAGCGGUGAGCCGCACUAUAGGGACUUGGCAGCCAGGGGCAUACACAAACAUAACGGUGGAUUACAGCAGCAGAGUGCAGCCCUACGACAAUGGCUCCAUGGGCCUGUCAGACCUGCGGCUGCAGGACGCUGGAUACUAUGUGGUCACUGUUACAGAAGCGGCCGGAAGCAGCAAGGAUGCUGGAUUUGUCCUGAAAGUGAACGAGGUGCUGUAUGAGGAUCUUCAGUACCUGUCUGUCUCUGCCUUAGCACUGGCUUGUUUGGCUGCCCUUCUCAUGCUUGCUGUGUGGCUACUAGACAAGGCCUACAGGAAGAUAGUGGCUUGGAGAUGCAGGGCACAGAUGCCAGAAAAUGAUGCAACAGAGCUGCAGCCUCUUUGAUGGACGUCUGGCUGUGGUUUGUGCCAGGCCUGAAAACACACCAGACACUUAUCAUCAAACUUGUCACUGCUCCAACACACAGACUUCUUUUUAAAAUUUAGGUGUUGUGUACAUAACAGAGUCCAUUUUGGCUUGACGGGAAGAUGGCAUGGCAUUAUUAUAUAACUGUAUUAUGUUUACAUUUUGCAUUGAUACACAUGCAGUUACUGCUCACUGACAAUGAUGCUGGAUUGAAUGUAAAUAUUUCAUUCAUGCCAUUGGAAAAAAUACUGUAUUUAUUGUCAAAACAAA
This is a messenger RNA of Lates calcarifer (barramundi perch), 1277 nucleotides long. Its product is annotated as V-set and transmembrane domain-containing protein 5. The coding region runs from base 408 to 986 and encodes 192 amino acids. NCBI's taxonomy places the organism in Eukaryota, Metazoa, Chordata, Actinopteri, Centropomidae. The record is from RefSeq and is a predicted model, not a curated record. Gene Ontology annotation, cellular component: dendrite; plasma membrane; axon. Gene Ontology annotation, biological process: positive regulation of excitatory synapse assembly; filopodium assembly. The transcript has 4 exons.